CUUUCAACUGAAACUGCAAUAUUGGCUCUCAAGAAUACUGUUCAGUAUUACACAGACCGCAAAACUCCGGUAUAUGCCUGUUUCCUGGAUCUCUCCAAAGCCUUCGACCUUGUGUCAUAUGAUGUGCUUUGGAGAAAGCUGGGGGACAGGAAUGUGCCAAACGAGCUCCUUAGGCUAUUGCAGUAUUGGUAUGCUAACCAAACAAAUAAUGUAAAGUGGUCUAACAAAUUAUCUAAUACAUAUAGGUUAGAAUGCGGUGUAAGGCAGGGAGGGCUAACGUCUCCUAGGCUUUUUAAUGCCUAUAUAAAUGACCUCAUAGACGAGCUCAGUAGCAUGCGUGUUGGCUGUUCGGUUGGUGGUGUAAACAUCAACAGCAUCAGCUAUGCAGACGAUAUGGUGCUGCUGGGCCCGACUCCAGGUUCUAUUGCAUCAAUGCUGAAAGUCUGCGAGAGCUAUGCAGCUAAGCAUGGUCUCGUGUAUAAUGCGAAAAAAUGUGAGUACAUGAUUUUUAAGGCCGCUGGUAAAUGCCCUGAUCAGAUACCCAUUUUUACCAUGAAUGGCAUGAACAUAAAAAGAACAAAUAGCUUCAGAUAUCUCGGGCAUAUACUUACAGACGACCUUAAAGAUAAUGCAGACGUUGAAAGGGAGCGUAGGGCGCUGGCGGUCCGAGGUAAUAUGUUGGCACGUAGAUUUCACCGUUGUACCGAUCAGGUUAAAAUUACGCUGUUUAAAGCGUACUGUCAAGGUCUGUACACGGGGGGUCUAUGGAUCAGCUGUACCAAAAGAUCGCUGGACGCCCUGCGUGUCCAAUAUAAUAAUAUUUUUAGGAUGAUGUUGGGAUUACCCCGCUUCUGUAGUGCGUCGGAAAUGUUUGCGGAAAAUCGAACCGAUGACUUUUACGCCUUAAUAAGAAAAAAAACGGCAUCAAUAAUAACUAGGAUUCGGGCUAGUAACAACAGAAUCCUAAAAACAGUGGCGGAGAAUCUGUACUCUCCUAUCUUUAGGCAUUUUGUGAAGUUGGUAGUGAGGAUAGCGUGAGGGUAAAUUUGUGUAAUUAUGUUUAACUACUAACAAUAAUUUUAAGUUGUGUU
Molecule: messenger RNA, 1091 nt
Organism: Helicoverpa armigera (cotton bollworm)
Lineage: Eukaryota; Metazoa; Arthropoda; Insecta; Lepidoptera; Noctuidae
Exons: 1
Source: RefSeq, a predicted model, not a curated record